Acaromyces ingoldii is the source of this 1635-nucleotide messenger RNA. RefSeq lists its product as hypothetical. Lineage: Eukaryota; Fungi; Basidiomycota; Exobasidiomycetes; Exobasidiales; Cryptobasidiaceae. The record is from RefSeq and is a predicted model, not a curated record. The coding region runs from base 404 to 1507 and encodes 367 amino acids. The transcript has 3 exons.
AUUAGGCUUACACUGUCGCUGUCCCUCCCGAGUGCGUUACGCCAAGUCCCAAGCCAGGCGACCGUGGCAUCCAUUCUUGCAAUAAUGAACCAUCUAUGUUUGCCAAGCAAGCCAGGCGACGCUUUUCCGAGGUGCUCUAUUUCUAGGUCAGCGGCUGAAUUUGCGCGAACUUCGAUGCUAGAGGGGGAAAGCCUCGGUGAACAAAGCAGGGUCGGAAUGCUGGUCAUUGUCUGCAUAGUGUCGCCCUGCUGAAGGAGCGAAGGCAGUGCUUUUGUUUCGAGAAGUCGCCUAGGGGCUCCUCUCAUAUACCUCUGCCGUUGCUAAGGGGCCUUCUUCCUCCGUAUUCUCUCUUCCCCAAUCCUGGCGACUUCCUCCUUGACCUUCAUCUUUCUUUUCUAGCAAGAUGUUCUCCGUCAAGCUGAUCGCCUCGCUGGCCAUGAUGGUCUCAGCUGUCGCUGCACAGGGUGAUCCGGAAGCUUUGGUUCCGCAGAAUGCCGGAAAGCCUACAAAAAGCUGGACCCAGUGGACGCCCAAGCCAACGUAUGCACUCGAAGACCUUCCCGACCAGUACAUGGGCGGGAGCAACCGUGUGCCCAACCAGACAGAGACGCAGUCGGGCUGGAACAGGUGUGCGCGCAACAAGUGGAACCAGCAAAGCAAGUGCCAGACGGCCUGGCUCAAUUCGCUUGAGGACUGGUGUAUCUGGGGUCCCCCUGACGGUGGCGACAUUGGCUCGACAGAGCGCGUGGCGGUCGCAUACUGCACAACCAACAAGCACGGUACUCGACUGAUCCCCGAUGGCACCAUCAAGGGCGCACAUUUCCUCCAGACUGCCAACUACGUUCAAAUCAGUGGUGUGGGCGACUUCACGACCAUUGGCAUUCCCGAUGGUGACGCUGGCGGCGAGAUGGACCCUCACGGGGCAGAUGAUCUCAGCAACCCAAUCGGUGGAGUCUUGUUCACCACGGCGAACCCUGCUUCCAAUGGCGAGUCAUGGUUUGUCUCGGAAUGGACUAACUUCAUGUCUUAUAAUCAAUUCUGCAUGCGCGCGUGCUGGGGAAAUAACGCAGCCAAGCACUGCGAGCACAUCUACGACGUCAUGGGCUGUCGAUGGAAUAUGCCCUCCGAGCGAGGCUACACGGCCGACGUGUUCGAGUCGUGCGAGGGUGAAGUUGCGCCCUUCCAAGGAAUCUACGGCGACUCCACCUUCAGGCAAGGAGAGGCAGUAACGCCUGAAGCUCAUCCGCCUGCUCCUUCGUCCAAUUGCCAGCCCAUUUCGACGAUCAGCCACGGUCUUCUCAUUGCAACGUCUUCGUCUUCGUCUACCCCUUCGUCCUUUGCCACGUCGACGGCAACUGCCACUUCGUCUGGUGGCCAAGGUGGCGGUGCCACGACUACCCCGGGCUCUGCUGCCACCUCGCAGGGCGCCACAAGCGGUGCAGGGUCGCUCUCUAUUGCUCCUCUCUCCGCCAUUGCUGCCAUUGUCCUCGGGGCUUUCCUGCUCUGAGCUAUCGGCCUCUCCACACUCUCUAAAGGACAAUCCAACCACUCGAAUUUACAUUUCUCGUAGCUCACGGUCGUCGUUUGCUUGCUUACUUCCCCUGCUUCCUGACCUGGAUCAUGCCUAGCAUCACC